Messenger RNA from Anastrepha ludens (Mexican fruit fly), 1502 nucleotides. RefSeq names its product sodium channel protein Nach. Gene Ontology annotation, cellular component: membrane. NCBI's taxonomy places the organism in Eukaryota, Metazoa, Arthropoda, Insecta, Diptera, Tephritidae. The transcript is spliced from 9 exons. Gene Ontology annotation, biological process: sodium ion transmembrane transport. Gene Ontology annotation, molecular function: ligand-gated sodium channel activity. Bases 1 to 1485 code for a protein of 494 amino acids. The record is from RefSeq and is a predicted model, not a curated record.
AUGUACAUUCAAGUGCAGCCAAAAUAUCAAAACCCGCAACCGAAAACAAAAUGGCAAAAUUUUUGUGGCAAUUUCCGUUGGCUGAAAGGCAUUGGAUUAUAUGUAAAAAAUUAUUUCACCGAAAGUUGUAUUCAUGGAUUCGUGUAUUUGGUCAAAGAGCAACUCACUUUACUUGAGCACCUGUUUUGGCUACUACUGCUAAUCGUGUCUGUGGGCAUGUGCAUCUUCACGGGUCUCCAAGCGAUCGAUAAGUGGAAAACCAAGAGCACUGUGAUGGGUAUUCAGCGCGAUUUUUACUUUUGGCGCUUACCGGUGCCCAGUUUCACAGUAUGCCCCAUGCGCCGACUAAGUCAGGAGCUCUUCGAUAAAUAUUGCCACAAAAAGAAAAUCACUGGUCAAGCAAAAGAGGACCUGCAAAUCUUCCUUGAGACCUUGGCCAAUUCGACUUAUUUCAAUUUCGACAAUAUCACUGCGCGUCCGAGCAUCGACGGCACCUUGGAUCGUCUGCGUGUUAAACCCGCCAAUUAUAUGUCUUUGAUAUAUAAUUUGACCACCGAUUUUACGCAAAUGGUCGACGAAAAUGAGGUCAUCGUACUAAACGAUGGCUUCAGGAACUUUGUGGUGCGUCAGGUGCUUACUGAGUUUGGCAUAUGCUACUUGUGCAACAGCUACUUGCAGGAUGAGUAUACGGCGCGCUACACGAUAUUUGGAAAAUAUCCGAAAAUCAAUAAGGACCACUUUAAAAUGCUGUUGGGUAGUUACUUCGAUAGCGUUCUGUUGAUUUUGUCGGUGCCGAAAGCAUUUGAAAGCAUUGGGGUUUUCAUACAUUCUCCCCACGAUGCUUUGAAAAUUGAGCAAAAAUUUUUCUAUACAAAUGAGGCGGUUUACUAUAAGGCUGAGACAUUUGAAAUUAUUGCCGAGGAGGGAUACGAGAAAGCGACUACAGUGGCUCAACGUAAUUGUCGGUAUCAUCAUGAAUCGAAUUUGGAACACUUUGAAAUCUAUACGAAGAGCUUUUGUAUGCAAGAAUGUCGACUUAAUUUAGUUUAUAAAAAAUGUAAAUGCAUACCGCACUUCUAUCCCAACAGAGUGCGUAAACCCAAGCCCGUAUGCUAUUACUCCACGCUGAAGUCCUGUGUAGCUAAAAAUGCGGAGUCCUUUCGUCGCCUGCAAAGUUUAAAAAGCCGUAAAACUGUACAUUGCCAUUGCAUGGAUUCUUGUUAUAACGGGAUUGUUGUGAUAAAAAAUGUGGAGGUCUUGGCAAACCUCAACGUUUUUCAAACCGGUUUUACAGUUGGUCUUGAAGUAACUACCUGGCCGCAGGUGUUGUAUAAGCGUCAAGUCAUUUUUACAAUGACCGAUUUGUUGGUUGCUGUUGGUGGCGCAGCAGGGCUUUUCCUCGGCUUUAGCGUCUUGGGUGCCAUUGAGUUCUUUUACUAUUUCACACUGCGUUUGAUUUGCUAUCUAAGAGGAUAUCGAACUUAGUAGAGCUGGGGAUGAAG